Messenger RNA from Phlebotomus papatasi, 1283 nucleotides. RefSeq names its product HMG box-containing protein 4. The transcript has 2 exons. The coding region runs from base 93 to 1160 and encodes 355 amino acids. NCBI's taxonomy places the organism in Eukaryota, Metazoa, Arthropoda, Insecta, Diptera, Psychodidae. The record is from RefSeq and is a predicted model, not a curated record.
GAAAAAAGGGGUUAUGUUUGAUUGCGUUGUCAGAUUUGUUUUUGUUUUCUGGUGAAAAUUUUCAUAAAAUAAGUGGCAUUUCCGCAUGUGAAAUGGAAAAUACACCGAGUAAACAAGAUGGUGUUUCAAUGUCGCGUUCCGGGCGACUGCUCAAAAAGUCCAGCAAAUUGGUGGAUUUUCAGUCUCCGGACGACCUAGAUAGUCGGACAAAGAGGACAUCGUCGCAUAAAUCAUCCAAAACACCCCACUCAGUGCACAAGGCCGAGCCGGCGGACAGUCCAAUGGCUCAGGCCUUUCCCGCCAUUAAGAAUGAGAUGCUGGACCAAGAGAUGGAAGUUCCAGAGAGUGGAAGUGCAGGCAAAGAGGAUAUGGAGAUGGAGAGAUCGUAUGAAAUGUCGGAGAAUUAUCAGGAUAGUGCCCCGUCGAAGAGUAUCUACAUCACGGAAAAGUCAACGAAGAAGAAAGUGAUGAAGGAUGGGCGAUUGGUGUUAACAAAGGCACAGCGAAAGGACAAAGGUAAGUCCCGAUACACAGCUUACAUGUUAUGGGCCAAAGAUGUGCGUCAGGAAUUGUUGUAUUCACAUCCGGCACUUGAUUUUGCCACAAUAUCGCGUCGUCUGGGCGAGAUGUGGGCCAAUGUGCCGAGCAAUGUGAAAUUCAACUGGCGCCGGAAGGCAAAGAGACUGGCAGCCAAGGGAGCUAAGCCAGACAAAAGUGUGUUGGGAUUGAAAAGAGCCAACUCUAAAUUCCUCAAUAAAAACUCCCCAGCAACCCAUAAGGGAGCCACAGCUGCCAAAACCCUCACUAAACCACCCAAGGACAGUGAUACGGACAAGAGUCCACCCCUCACCACCCUCAUCAAGUCCAUCUCAUCACCCCAAGUCUACCGGGUCAAUACAUCGCAUCCCCUGGAUGUGGCGGCGCACCUCAAAUUGCUGGGCGACAAUCUCACAAUUAUUGGGCAGCGUCUGAAGGAGCACGAGGGACAAAUUGCCGUAUCAGGAAGUCUAUCUGUUCUCCUGGACAGCCUUCUGUGCUCCCUGGGGCCCCUCAUGUGUCUCACAGUUCACAUUCCAGGCAUCAGUGAUCGCCUCGAUGGCAUCAAAGACACCCUUCACAAUACUCUCGAUAACAUUGCCUAUGUCAUGCCAGGACUCUAGCUAACUCUUUCCCUUCCUCUCUUGUUCUUCUUCCUCCAGCCAUUAAGUAGAUGCAAUUGUGCGGAAAAAACUGUAUUUUAUUGAUGUAAAUGUUCGUGAUUAAAAAACAUGUGAAAAUCUCUA